GUUGCUCCUUUGAAACCUCUGUGGUGUCAUGUUGCCAAACCACUCUCGAACCUAGCCCAUGCCCAUGCCCAUGCCAAGCCCCCUCCAGCCUUGCUCCAUCUUGAUGAUGAAGCUUCCAAUAAGUUUGCCGUCAACUACCAAUAAUCAAAACCUAUGUUAGUCUUUGUUUGUUCGCAAGGAGCCAAGAGUUGAAAAGGGCUGGAAAUUGGUGCUUUUCCCUCGAGCGAUCAGUCAUGUACCAGUUCUUGUUGGAACCGGGGACAGUGCUUUGAUGAAUGAUUGAAUCAUCAUUUUGCAUGGAUGCAACACUCUCCUUGGUCAGAGAAAUGGACGGUUUGUCGCGUUGUUCUCGGUUCGAAGUGAAGGGCAACUGCGGUACCGGUACGAGGAUUGACUACAUGUAAUGCACUGAAGUUGUUCAUUGCUAUGUUGGUCGAGGAGUGAAGGUGGGCUAAUUGGUUGAUAUCCAUUAUAAUGACAAGUUUAUUGAUCUAGUGCUCGACUGAUAUAUCGAAGCAAACAAAAAGCCACCAUCUCCUUCACUCACCUAGUAGUCUGAUUCCAGCCCCUCCAUAAGCUCGUCUUCAGUCAAAUUCCGGUAACCAGUUUGGAAUAAUGGCUCACCAGCCUCAAUUGCUAGUUGCUCAAGCACAAGGAUAGACCGAAAGAUAUCUGCAUGCAUCAUGAUGUCAUCUCUGAAUAUGUGCACCAGCACACCCCACGACUUGAGCCUCUUGUUGAUUGUUUCUUGCCUAUUGCGCACUCUCUGCUACAUGGCUUCGGUCUCCUCAGGAUUUGCAAAGCCCUUGGGACACUUGAUGAAUUCAGGAUGCUCUCCAACAUACGCAUCAUCAGCUUCAACCCGCUCACCAUCUUCAAGAUGACUGAUCAAGGCCCGCCUGAAGAUUUUGAUAUCAUUAUACUUGCCACAAGGGAAUGGGCCAUUGAUCCACACCACAUGUCCCGUCUGAAUGCAGAGUGCUACUUCAUAUCGGAGGCCACCUUUCUUGGCAAACUUGUGACUUGAGAAGUCAGGUCCGUAAUUGGGAACUCUGCAAUCCACACAAUCCGCCGAUGUCAGACAGUCAGCUCCUCGAUCAUUCUUCUUUCGGUUCUCCCAAACAAUCUGUUGUUGGAGAGCAAACAUAAGGGUUGCGACAGAGCAUCGGCAAGCAGGCGCGACCAUUUCCAAAGUAUCAAGGGUGCGCUUCUUUCCGUCACUCUUCCAAUACAUCAUGGCCCAAAGCAAGUGUCGAAGCUCUCCAUGUUGGUCGAGGAGUGGAACAAGAUUUCAAAUUCAAAAUGUGAGCGUCCAGUCGUGAAACUCACUUGCCUUCCUCGCCAAAUUGGUCGCACACUCCCUCUCCAAAGAGCGGAACCAAGAGGCAAGCGAACACAAACGGCCCGCACAAAGAUUCGAUUCCCUUCGCUUCGAGCAUCAUAGCGAGACAGACGAUACCGGUACUACAUGUUGUAGUAGUCUUUGCUUCAUGCUUCCUACUUGAUUCCUUUAUCUUGUUUCGAGCCUUAUUCUAUUUUCACCUUAUUAAUGUGUUGUUGAUGGGAAAGGUCCUUUAUUGGAUUGGAUUCUAACUAAGAGUGUCUGUGUUAUUGGAGAGUUUAUAUUUUACUGGUCACCAUGAAUUUUUUGGAAAAGGCCGCGUCGGCUGCCAAGAACUUUAAAGGGUUUGAUGAGAUGGCAGACAAUGAUGACUACAUUCAUUCCGAGGGAUUGAAUGUGAAGAGUCGUAGCACUGAACAGCCUUCACCCAGAACCGGCAAUGACAACAUCGACAACAAUGACGACACCAACCAAAGUCACGCGAGCGCAGAGCCCACUUGGUCGCUACUAGAUCGACCAACAAUGGCCACGCAGAACGUUGUCCACGAAACAAGCAAUAGAGUACCCAACUUGUCACGCGGUUCGUCCACCAUUACGUCGGCAUCUCCAGCCAGCAGCAUCAGUCCAGCCCGCCAAAGGCCGCCACCUCCACCACCAGCUGCAGUUCCCAGUGUAUUUUCACCAACAACCACAACAACAACCAACUCGAUCAAGCAUCAAAAACCAACAAGAGGAGGGUUCAGCAAGCAUAGAAAUCAAGCCAGAACAACAGCAGCAGCAACAACAACAACAACGAUGCCAAACAAUCAGCAGAGAUCUCCACCCAACAGUACUGGCAUGCCAUUGCUCUCUGUAGUGGCCGAUGCCUUACAAGAUGGAAGUUCCGUCUCUGGAUCUGCUCGCGGUAUGCGUAAGCACGCCAGUUUUAGUGGAUACGACACUGACAAUGAAGAAGGAAGCAGUAGUGGCUCUUCUAGUAGCAGUAGCAGCAGUUCCAGCAGCAGCAGUGAUGAUUAUGACAGCAGUGACGAUGAAGAGGAUCCCAUCUUAUCUCAGAUACGACAAACCAAAAAAGACAAAAAAUCACGCAAGGAUAGGCGAAGAAAAGACAAGAAGAAAAAAAGUAGGAAGAAACAUUCUCGCAAAAAAGAAAAGAAAACGAAGAAGAAAAAGAAUCCACAACGGUUCCUGGAAGAAUUGAAUCAUCUUGAGACAAUGCCCACCAUACCUCCUCCAGUGACGGACUAUGGACAGCUCUCUCCUCAAAGCUUGGAAAUUGAAGGCAACGCUCAGGGUGGUGUUUCGAACUGGAAAAGCUGGAUUGCCAGUCCUCUGCAGCGCCAUGCCAACGCCAAUCCCAAUGGUCUCGCCGCCAAAGCCACUUCCUUCUUGAAGAGGGGACCAUUGUCACGCGGUCGAGAAACGACACCACAGCAGCAGCAAACACAAAACAGACCCGAUGAAGAAGAAUUUCAAGUUCUGACUUCCAGCAAUCUCCUCCGUGACGACGAACUGGCUGCUUUGGCACAAUUCUCCAAUGCCAACCAAUCCCCGUGGUAUACUCCAGGUGGAAUGUUCCGGCUAACGCGGAAACACCCUCGAGAAUGCUUUAUUCUGUUUACGCUCCUAUUGGGCAUUUUUGUCUAUUUCUUUUCGCGAAGAAAAUCCAAUGCGGACGAUGUGCAAUAAAUAAUAAUCAUAUUGAUUGGUUGGUUGGAUGAAAGGAUUUGGAUCACAACAGCAGGUUUUUCAGGUGGUCCAUUACAUUUUUUAGAAAGUACUGUAAAACGGUACAACUUGAAAUAGAUGGACUUGAAUUUCCC
Messenger RNA from Seminavis robusta, 3165 nucleotides. Lineage: Eukaryota; Bacillariophyta; Bacillariophyceae; Naviculales; Naviculaceae. The record is from the annotation of a GenBank genome assembly.